Molecule: messenger RNA, 6063 nt
Organism: Ornithorhynchus anatinus (platypus)
Lineage: Eukaryota; Metazoa; Chordata; Mammalia; Monotremata; Ornithorhynchidae
Gene: NHLRC2
Product: NHL repeat containing 2
Exons: 18
Coding region: 1898-3919 (673 amino acids)
Molecular function (GO): protein binding
Source: RefSeq, a predicted model, not a curated record
CACUGAUUGAAUGACAGUAGGAAUGGGGCUUCCAUCACACAACGUCAUGUGUCAGUGGCAUGUGGCUGGCUCAGACCCUGUGCAGUCCUCCUCUUAUGAAAACUGUCUCCUAGAAACAAGUAAAUAACUUGUCCAGGGGACACAGGCCUUUUGUCUCAUAAUCUCCUACUCUUUCCACCAGACCAAUAUGCCAAAAUGUGGAUAAAAGCAUAAUUUUUUAUAAUUGUGGUGAUUCAAGACUGUGCCUAGCUCUACGUAACCCCUGUCAGAUUAAUAUUUUGUAGUAAUAGUAUUUAUUAGAUACCUAUUCCUCUGCAAAGAACUGUAUUAAGUGUUGAAAGAAUACACUGGUAAAAUUAGAUGAGAUCUCUUUGCCCUCAAGAGGCUCACCAUCUAAGGACAAAGGAAGGGAGAUUGAGAACAGAGAUGAGAUAAGACAAUAAGACCACAAAAGCAUCAUGAGAGAUAAGGAAAUACACUGUUAGAAGUGAAAACCUGUAAGCACUCCUCCUCAUUUAUACGUGUAUACUUCAACAAAUACAUCUUUAGCUAACUUCUGAAAUGAUAGUCACGGUACUUGAGAGAUCUUGUUAUUAAAGUUGAAGGACUAAAAUGUGAAUUAGACAUUCCUUGGUGAAAAGCUUCUGGGUGCCUUGAAAAUGCACAAUAUCUAGUUAACAUUAAAAUAUAUCCUAUUUUUUUCUUUUCAGGGCAGAACACAGUGCAUUUAUCCAUUUCUGGCUCCAGGUGUCUUUUCCUUCCACUGUUUACAACCUAGAACCAAUGUGAUGUCUGAUAGAGUUAAAUAUUUUAGUGAUGUAUCUAAACAUUUUAGGAAUGGCAGUGAAGGUAGAUAUUAAUUUGCAGAUUGGCCCAGUUCUCCUUCAUCUCGACAAGAUUGGUGAAAUGGCUGCUGUUAAGAAUGUGUUUGCAAACAAUGUGGCAGGAAUUCCAUCCUCUGGUACAAGUAGUGCUGAACCACAAACGCUGGGGGAAUUAAGAACUGUUCAUCCACAUCCUGAGCCUGUUUGGAUACAGCCUGCCAUGGCGAUAGUUUGGACAUAUUCGAACAGCACCAAAACAGUCCACAAUUAUGGAGGUAGAGAAUGCUCUUCCCACGAAGCAAGCCUAUUCAAUGGAGCAUGCCAACACCACGAAAGAUGUGUUUGGAACAGGGGCUUGGAUAUCAUUAAACUGUGCUUUUGCCAUCUUGGGCCAUGUUGGAGGGCUUAUCUGAAAAGAUACUCCAGAGCUGUCAACCAUCGUUUUAUCUGCUUGUGUCAGAGUUACUGCAGUACUGUUAUUAACAGCUUCCUUGUGGAAUUCCAUCACAGCUUAUUUUCCAGAGCUCCCCAGCAUUCCAGGUUUGAUCUUUCCUCAUUCUCGACUGAGAAGCCGUCACAGAUAUAUACCAAAAAAUGAUGUCCUAAAAAACAAAUAAUACUUCCUCCCACGAGAUGAAAAGAAUGCAUCUCCUGACUGGAGCGAUGACCAGUAUCUUAGGAAAAGCAGAAAGGGCUAGAUGUCUACAUCAACCACUAGGACAGCGGAUCUAAGAAAAAGAGCACCUACUCAAGUGCCACCAUUCUGUAGAAGAGCAUCCGUUAGACUCUGUUGAAGCAUCUCUCCAGAUCACUGAUGCUAAGUGGGAAAGAAUAUACUAAAAGAAGUCAAAACAGAGUAACAUUUUGAAAGCAAAGGAGAACAACAGCUACUGGAUUGAGAGAGAAGUUACAGUUUAGAAUUCCUGCUGGACCCAUACACCUCCUAAGAAUAUCUUCGGUGGCUCUUCAGUCAGAAACACUCAUCACUGGUGCAGAGCCCCAGAAGGAAGAACCAGCACUACAGCCCAGGCAAAGACCCCCAAAAGUGAGAAGUCAAGAGGGAAAGCCCGUUGAUGGAUUUCACCAGUAGCAUUGGGAAAGGAUUAGAAUGGCUGAACACAGAAAGUCCAAUUUAUAUGUACAAAGACCUCUCUGGGAAAGUGGUGGUACUGGAUUUCUUCACUUACUGCUGCAUCAACUGCAUUCACCUGCUGCCUGAUCUCCAUGCACUAGAACAAAAGUUUUCUGAUGAAGAUGGCCUUGUUGUUGUUGGAGUCCAUUCGGCUAAGUUUCCAAAUGAAAAAGUUCUGGAUAAUAUUAAAAGUGCUGUUCUUCGCUAUAAUAUCACCCAUCCUGUGGUGAAUGAUGCUGAUGCAAGCCUUUGGCAAGCACUAGAAGUGUCCUGCUGGCCAACCUUGGUCAUUCUUGGGCCUCGUGGGAACAUGCUUUUUUCUCUGGUUGGAGAGGGACACAAAGAGAAAUUAUUUUUGUUUACUUCAGUUGCUCUAAAGUACUACAAAGGUAAAGGACAGAUCAAAGACAAUAAAAUUGUAAUAAAACUCUAUAGAGACUUUUUGCCACCCUCUCCCUUGCUAUUUCCUGGCAAAGUGGCAGUAGACAGGGCAACCGGUAGGCUAGUGAUAGCUGACACCGGACAUCACAGAAUUUUGGUUGUCAAGAAGAAUGGACAAAUCCAGUACAGCAUUGGAGGACCCAACAGUGGAAGAAAAGAUGGAACAUUUUCAGAGUCAGCUUUCAACUCCCCACAAGGUGUUGCUAUUAAAAAUAAUAUAAUUUAUGUAGCAGAUACAGAAAAUCAUCUAAUUAGAAAGAUUGACUUGGAAGUUGAGCAGGUAAGCACGGUGGCCGGCGUCGGAGUCCAAGGCACAGACAAAGAAGGAGGAGCCAAGGGAGAGGCCCAGCCGAUCAGUUCACCUUGGGAUGUUGCCUUUGGAACUUCAGAGGACAACAGAGAUUAUAUUUUGUGGAUAGCAAUGGCGGGGACACAUCAAAUCUGGGCACUGCUCUUAGACAGUGGAACACUGCCAAAAAAAAGUGAGUUAAAAAAAGGAACCUGUCUCCGGUUUGCGGGGAGUGGAAAUGAAGAGAACCGUAAUAAUGCAUAUCCCCACAAGGCAGGAUUUGCCCAGCCUUCAGGUCUUUCUUUGGCCUCCGGAGAACCGUGGAAUUGCCUGUUCAUAGCAGACAGUGAAAGCAGUACUGUGCGAACCAUCUCACUGAAAGAUGGAGCAGUGAAACAUCUUGUUGGAGGAGAGAGAGAUCCCAUGAAUUUAUUUGCCUUUGGAGAUAUUGACGGAGCAGGGAUAAAUGCAAAGCUGCAGCACCCACUUGGAGUAACUUGGGAUGAGAAAGGGAACUUGCUUUAUGUGGCAGAUUCUUAUAACCACAAGAUUAAAGUCGUGGAUCCCAAAACCAAAAACUGUGCUACUUUAGCAGGAACGGGAGAAGCAAGUAAUGUUAUCGGUUCCAGUCUUACUCAAACCACUUUUAACGAACCAGGCGGUUUGUGUAUUGGAGAGGAUGGGCAUUUGCUAUACGUCGCUGAUACAAAUAAUCAUCAAAUUAAAGUGCUGGAUUUAGAAGCAAAAACUGUUUCAGUUUUCCCUAUCCUGAAUUCUGAAACUGCGGUUGACGGUCGAACCCUAGAAAAGAAGGUGGCAAAAUUACCAAAACUCCCUAAAUUUGCUCCAAAAAUUGAACUUUCCCCAUUGACUGUCUGCCCUGGCCAGACUCUUCGAUUUGGAUUAAGAUUGGUUCUUCCUGCAAAAUCAAAGCUGACGGAAGAAGCAGCCAGUUUCUGGUAUCUCACUGCUGAAGGCAAUGAAUGGCUGCUUCAAGGACAAACUCCAUUGGGGGAAAUAAAGGAUAUUUCCAAUCCAUGUGAAAUAUCACUGCUGAUUCCUUGCAGUUGUGUGUCAUUUCAGGUUAUACUAUCUGUCAAUGUAUUUCUGUAUUACUGUAGUGUAGACAGCAGUGCCUGUAUGAUGAAAGGAAUCUUAUUCAAUCAGCCUUUACAAAUAGCUAAAACACACCAAGGUAGCCUAGCUCCAGUGGAGCUGACAUAUGUAUUUUAACCACCUAACCUUUCCAGCACAUCUGUACACUAUAAUUUAUUGAUGAAUAUUUUCAAACAAAAGCUUUCCUUCAGUCUCUUGUCCCUUAGUGUUUAAUACCCAACUCAUUACUUUGAUGCUGCAUCUCCUGUUAAAAUGAAAUCACCAUAGUUUCUACAAAUUUAUCAUUAGAAAUACAAAUUUCAUUGCCUUAUUAGGACCAAUUAAGUAAUCUGCCAUCGUAUGAACAUUGAUGGUUUCACAGCAUAAGCUAUAGUUUGAGUAGAAUGGCUUUGAAGUCUUACUGUAGCUACUGAAAAAGAUUUGUUUUUCAACAUGAAAAUGGAAGGUGCUGGCAUUAACUUUCAGAUGACGAAGUAAAUUCUGCUGAAGCCCCAGAAACCAGCAUAUAGCCCUGUGAGCCCCAGUUGGGAAGCUUGGUGUUCAAAGUCAGAGGACUAUGCUCAUCAUCCUCCUUCACCCCCUCUUGCUGCUAGGAAUUUGGGAAGCAUUUCUGCAAAACACCUUAAACUGCCAGGUAAAAAUCAUCAGGGUAAAGAAGGCACAGACUGGCUGACUUGAAACUAUCUGUUAAUCAGGUUAACAGGGACUUCAUGCCAAUGGGGAGAAUUUACACAGUGGAACCUCUUUUCCUCAGGAGGAGUAGCCAGUUCAGCUUGUCUGUGCUUGGAGGUUGCUGUAACAAAGUGCUGGUUAGUAGAGCUUUCCAGUUGGCACCAUGCCAGCAAUCUACAUUUUUAACUCUAUUAUAUACCAUAUUUCAAAAUACCAACAGAGGAGUUUACACCUGAAUACCCUUUCACACCAAAGCUUAGUUGGAUUCAAGGAUCAUUCCAUAUUUUAAUGUGCAUAGAUGGUCUCAGAGAACUUAGAUUACAGUUAUGAGCUAUGUUUUUCAUGUUUCCAUGAAAGCACUUAAAAGAAAUGUGUAUUUUAAAAACACAAUAGGUAUUGUUUUCUAAUCAAAAAUGGUUCUCCUGCUUUAAUACAAUAUUCUUUAUAUGAGUACUGCCUUAUUCUGAAAAAUCAAAGUUAAUCCUCAAACCCAUAUGCAUGUCCUAAACAUAUGCUGAAAUAUUUGCACAGUGAUAGAAAAUAAUGUGCACAUUAUUGUUGAAGGAUUUAGUUGGCUGCUAUUAUGCAUAAUAAUAUUCAACUACUAGAAUAUUUACAAUGACAGACCAGAUAGUUUUAUAAUAAUGAAGAAUUUAUAUUGAUAAGUCCUUAUAUUUAUAUUUGUCCAUUAUUAAAAAGCCAUUCAGUCUAAAUGUCUAAUAAUUUGCUCUUUUCAAGUUUUAACUGUUUGUUAUUAUUUAUUAGCCUUUUGAGGGGAAUUUUUAAAAGCCUACAUAUUGUGGCAAGAACUUAAUGUAAAAAUACUACAGUGAUGUAACAUUGUCUUUAAGCCAAUUGUUCUCUAAAAUAACCGUCCAACAUUCAAGAUGUGAUGGCAGUCCUCUGUGGACAUCAAAAAGAACAGAGAAAUCUGGAAGUCUUUUCUGUAAAUUUUGAAAUCUUGAAAAAUGUACUUCUGUAUGCUGUUGAGGGAAAUGUUAAAUAUAUUUCAGUGAAUUUGGGUUAAGGUUUGUUUUUCUUUCUUCAUAUAUUCCCUAAAAUGUUUCUAGCAGUUCUAGUCACCUGUUAAGAUUUUGAAAUAGUCAAAGCAUGCUACAAAUCUUCAGAACAGUCUGCUGCCUAAAAUGCUGCUCAUCAUAUGAUCAGAUGUCCGGGAAUAAGACUUUUCCUUUCUUUGGGUUGAAAACAAGCAGAUUUGCACCACUUAACAGUUUUGAAACUUGAAAUGGACAUAAAGAAGUCCUUCUGCUCUUUUUUAAAAUAUUAGAGAUAAAUAUAGUUAGGCAGUUCAUUUGAAAGAUGCAAAAUGAUCAGCUAUCUUUUUCCUAAAGUUAUAUUCAUUAAGGAAAAAAAUUGAUCUUAUGAUCUAUUUUAACCUUCUGGAUUUAUUGAGUAUGCUUUUUGAAAAGUAAAAAUGGCUUUGUAAGGAAUCCCAAAUUCCAUUUCUAAUUACAAUAGUUCCCCAGUUUUCUUAGUAAAAUCACAGGAAUAACUUGAGUGACAAAACUUAACUAUUUGCCUUGAGUAUACCAUUUGGCUGGAAUAAAGGACUUUGAAUUUUUGCCUGA